Messenger RNA from Saprolegnia diclina VS20, 2280 nucleotides. RefSeq lists its product as hypothetical. The transcript has 19 exons. The record is from RefSeq and is a predicted model, not a curated record. The coding region runs from base 31 to 2280 and encodes 749 amino acids. NCBI's taxonomy places the organism in Eukaryota, Oomycota, Saprolegniomycetes, Saprolegniales, Saprolegniaceae. Gene Ontology annotation, molecular function: protein binding.
GUUGCCUCCAGCGAAAGGUCGCCGGACCGGAUGCCAGAGAAGGCGCUGAACAAGGACGAGGCCGUCAAGGCCUACUGGGUGCUCGUGCUCAAGCAAGAUGUACCUGGGGUCGACGCGAUCGUGAGUCGGUAUCACAAAUUCCUUCCGCCGGACCUUCGGUACCCCCCAAUGCUCUACUGCACUGCGCUCCACGUUGCCGUGCAAAAGAACAACGAGCCCCUCGCGGCUCUCUUUCUGCGGCUCGGCGUGCACAUCAAUGCUCAAAACAAGGCGGGGGCGACAGCGCUGCACCUCGCGUGUCGACUGGGCUUUGUAAGCAUGGUCACCUUUCUUCUCCGGAAUGGCGCUGACUAUGCCGUGCUCGAUACACAAAUGCAUUCGCCGUUCGAGGUUGCGACGUGGUCUGUCCUGCAAGAUGCGCUUCUCUCGCCUCUCCAGACCCAAGCCGCCGCCCUUUUGGCCAGCGAGGCCUGCGCUUGCGAUGACGCUGCUCGCCUUCAGAGCGAGAUUGGUCGCGCCAAGACGGCCUUAGAAGGGCUGCACAUGGAGUGGGAUGACAUUCAAAGCCAAGGGUUGGAAGAAUGGAUGGCGUACCGUGAGCAGUCGGAUAUGGAAGAUGCGUUGCGCCUCGAAUUGAUCGAGUUGCGACGAACGUUGCAGCACUGCGAUGCCGACCGAGAGACAAAGACCGAGCACGGGGCCGAGCAGCAUGCCCAGCUGGAGGAAGUGCUUGGGCGGUAUCGCGUCGCCCUCGACCGCACGGCGGGUGCAACGAACGAGCUCCAUCACCAGCAAGAUCUGCUCGCAACCGCGUACAGCGUCAAGAGGGCCAAGUGGACCAUUUACUCGGACAAGCUCGGUGUCGUCGAUGCCAUGGAGAACGCCCCGAACGAUAUCGACGUGCAGCUCUGGGGCGCAAACCUCCUCUCCCACCUCGCCCACGAUCCGCAGACACCCCACGAGCUCCUCGUCAAGCAGAAUAUGCUACAUACCGUGCGCGACACGAUGGAGCGAUUCCCUUUUCACGCCAAGAUCCAGGAGCACGCGAUUGAAGCCAUCGGCGCCCUCUGUGAUGCACUCCCUACGGCAUGCGAGCUCUGCAUGCAAGAACGCUACAUUGAAAACAUCCAAGCCGCCCAGCGCCAGUUCACGCCCGACGAUGCCUUUGCCAGUCAUUGUGUCUACGCCCUGCGCGCGCUACUCAUGCCCCGAACGCCGUCGACGCACCCCGUGUCCCAAGUGCACCUCAAGUUCAUGUGCAAAUUUUGCGCCGACGACAAUGCCUUUGUCGUCGAUUUGCUCGCCAAGUGCCGGAGCUCCAAGCUCGUACUCUACCACGAUGUGUUGCCCGACCUCGCUGGACUUUUGUUUGUCCUCGCAAAGUACAACGCUCGCCACGUCUUUUUAGAGCGUGACGCGCUGGGGCUUCGCACCGUCCUCGACAUCCUCGUGCAAGUCUCUGUCGAUGAGGAAACCGUGCGCAACCUCUUGGGUAUCGCCUCGCUCUUGUCGCUCGCAGAUGUGCGAAGCCCCGAAGAAGACACGCUGCCGUCGUGCUACAUUUCAUUUGGGUUGCCCAAGGUGAUUCCGCUCAUUCAAAAAUACGCUGGGAACCCGGACGUUGUCAUGUGGGGCAUUCGCUUCCUUCGCAAUUUGGCCGAGCGCGACGUCGUUGCCAAAGACCAAGUGAGUCGCAGCGGCAUUGAACAUAUCCUCACUGACCUCAUUGCCGCGUGCGCGUCGACGUCGAUGCGAAUCUCGAUUUUGCAACUCAUCCACGUGGCGUUUGUGACCAACUAUGACCGGCUGAGCCAAGUCGAAGAGCUCUCAACCAUGGUGCUGGACAGUGUCCGCGACUGCUUCUUGACACAUCAACACAGCGUGACUCUGCAGGAGUGGGCCCUGAAAAGCCUCGUCGUCGCGUGCAAGCAUCCAUCAAACCUCGCGUACCUCAUGGCGUCCCGCGACGACCUCGAGGCGUGUCUCAUGGACAUCUUGUUACCUCUCGCGCGUCAAGCGCCCGAGAUCUUUGACGCGCGGCGUUACAACACGCUUUUGCUCUGGGGGCUCCGCUUCCUCCUCCUCUACUACGAAUAUGAAGGGAAUGCGGGCUCGUCGCUGCACGACCUUGCAAACUCGCACGAUGCGUGCAGCGUCCUCUUUGCAAUCGACAGCUUUUGCGACAAGCACCGCGAGCCGACGACAGCAACAAUCACCAACCUCGUCACGGUGCUUCGGACAGUCGUGCGGUGCACGUGCCGUCAACGGUCUCUCCCGUAA